AUGGCGACUGGAUCCUUCCGUGCAUGUUGGAUAGAAAAAGUAGGGGCCAGCCUACAGAUGGAACUGAAACAGGUGCCCUUCGACGAACUGUCGGCAGGCGAGGAAUACAUUCGUGUGAAAGUCGACUACUCCGGGGUGAACUACAAAGAUGGCAUGGCGAUCUGCGGUAUAUAUGGUGUCGUGGAAAAGUUGCCGUUGAUUACCGGUAUUGACUUCGUGGGCACUGUAGAUGAAACGAAGGGAGGGUUCAAAAAAGGCGACCGAGUCAUCAUGACGGGGUACGAGAUGGGUCAGAAAUUUCAUGGUGGUCAUGCCGAGUACGCCUCCGUGAAGGCCGAGUGGCUGGUGCCACUGCCUGAGACUUUAGCACCGAUUGAUGCAAUGACCAUUGGCACUGCUGGCUUCACGGCGGCUUUGUGCAUCAAGGCUCUGGAGGACAGUGGCUUCGACAAGACGAAACCCAUCCUCGUCACCGGCGCAGACGGCGGAGUUGGCAGCGUGGCCGUAUACCUCCUGGCUCAGAAAGGUUGUAAAGUGGCCGCUUGCACCCGCUGGAAAGAUACAGAAGCACGGCUGCGGAAGCUGGGUGCCACGGAGAUCGUGCCUGCUCUGAGCACGGACAGCAAGGCUUUGGAUGAGCAGAAAUGGGGCGGGGCCAUCGAUGUUGUCGGCGGUCCGACGAUACCGACUAUAUGUUCUCAGAUGGCUUAUGGCUGUACAUUGGCCACUUGCGGAGUGGCUGGCGGACCUGCCAUAAAGACGACCGUCUACCCUUUCAUCAUACGAGGUGUAAAAUUGUACGGCGUGGACUCCGUCUUCGCCUCCACCGAGGAUCGCAAGCUCGUGUGGUCCGACCUGGCCAAAGUCCCACCAGAGGUCUGGCGGGACAUGCGCAAAGAGGUGGCCAUGGACGAUCUCCAAGAGGUGGCCACGCAGAUCCUGGCUGGCAAGAUCCGUGGUCGUGUGGUGGUGAACAUGGGGCUGAAGGGCCCUCAGCUGGCGAAAGCAAAAGCCGAAGAGGAAGAUCUGGAAGCCCUGAAGCAGCAAUGCAUCGCAUUGCGCAAGUCCCUCACAGCCAGCUCAAAGGUUGUCAGUGCGGAGCAGGCAAUGAGCACCAUCGUGGACGGCGACUGCGUAACCCUCGCCGGGUUCGUUGCCACCAUGCCCUGCGAUGCGCUUAGCGCCGCGCUUCGAAAGCGUUUCGACAAGACGAAGCAUCCUCGAGACCUCGAGAUGGUGUUCUCCAUUAUCGUGGGCGACCGUGAAGGAAAGGGGACGGACCAGCUGACACCCCUCGUUCGCAAGGCAACAUUUGGAUGGACGGAUGUCUGCCCAGCCUUCACCAAUGCUGUGCUGUCGGGGAAAAUCCAGGGCUACAAUCUGCCCAUGGGCCAAAUCUCACACAUGAUCCGGUCCUCUGCCAACCGUGUGCCAGGUCACCUGAGCAAGGUCGGGCUUCACACCUUUGCCGACCCCCGGAACGGAGGCGGCAAGCGUAACAAGCAGACGACAGAGGAUUUGGUGAAGAUCGUGGAAAUGGGUUCCGAGGAGUAUAUCUUCUACCCCGCGCCCACGAUCACUGUGGCUUUGCUUCGAGGCUCCAUUGCAGAUGAGGCUGGCAAUGUGUCCUUCGAAAGAGAGCCCUUGUUUCUGGACUCGCUGAACCAGGCCAUGGCCGCAAAGAAUAACGGUGGCCUCGUCGUGGUCCAGGUGCAGCAGGUCGUGCCGCACGGAUCGCUGGAUGCGCGGCGCGUUCACAUCCCCGGCAUGCUGGUGGACAUGGUUGUGGUCGCAGGUGGCGAGCAUGCCGCGGUCACCUAUGCACCUGCAGAUGAGACCUACGAUGCCACCCUCUCGGGAGAACUCAAGCCGAGAGCCGCCGCCAUCGAGGAGCUUCCCUGGGAAGGACCCCGCAAUGCCUGUCAAAAGCGCGUGAUGGCCCACCGGGCAAUGUUCGAGGUGAAGUGCGAGAGAGCCGUGCUGAACUUCGGCGUAGGCUCCCCGGAGUUCGUCGCAGCGAUGAUCGAAACACACGGCCAGCAGAACCCCCAUCUCAAGGGUUACAUGCCCACAGUGGAGUCUGGAGUUUGGGGAGGUCAGGCCCAGGGCGGAAUGCGUUUCGGCACGAGCGUGGGCUUUGAAGCGAUCAUGCCCACCUCGUCGAUGAUGGACUUCUACGUAGGUGGCGGCAUCGACGUUGCCUUCCUGGGUGUCGGAGAGGUGGAUGAACAGGGCAACGUGAACGUGUCCAACUUCGCUGGUCGAGUGCCAGGUGUUGGUGGCUUUGCUGAUAUCGCUGCCAACGCCAAGACGCUGGUCUUCACCACGACUCUGACUUGUGGGAACUUGGUCACGAAAGUUGAAGAUGGAAAGCUCAUUAUCGUACAGGAGGGCUCCAUCAUGAAGUUCAAGCCGACGAUCGAUGAGAUCACCUUUCCAUCUGCCUCCCAGGGAUCUCGGCGCAUUAUUUUCGUCACGGAGCGCUGCGUGAUGGAAUUGAGGCAACAGCGUCUUGUUUUGACAGAGCUCGCAUCCGGCAUAAGUCUGGACAACGUACUGAGCAACAUGGGCUUCCGACCUGAGAUUGCAGAGUGCCUGGGUACUUAUGACCCGCGCAUUUUCGAACGAUAG
This is a messenger RNA of Symbiodinium sp. CCMP2456, 2631 nucleotides long. The record is from the annotation of a GenBank genome assembly. NCBI's taxonomy places the organism in Eukaryota, Dinophyceae, Suessiales, Symbiodiniaceae.